Messenger RNA from Aspergillus glaucus CBS 516.65, 470 nucleotides. RefSeq lists its product as uncharacterized. The coding region runs from base 124 to 426 and encodes 100 amino acids. The record is from RefSeq and is a predicted model, not a curated record. The transcript has 2 exons. Lineage: Eukaryota; Fungi; Ascomycota; Eurotiomycetes; Eurotiales; Aspergillaceae.
UUGAGACCUGCGACUAAGGGAAAGAAAGCAGUCACAAGCCAAAAAAAAGGGGACUCCAACAAUGUGUCCAGAUCCUACAGCUGAGAUAAUAAUUUCUUGAAUGGAGACGAGCACUUAUUAAGAAUGAAAUACACAGUAACAAAUUCAGUCGUACCCGGAAAAUGUACGGAAGACUCCCAUUUAUCUUGUAGGCCGACGAUUACCAUAUGCCGCUCGGAAAGUCAACAUGAGGGACGAACUGCUCUGGGAAACCGCCGAAAAGAUUGUCUUAGAGAUAAAAAAAGGAAUGGGAGGAACUGUUAUCAUAGACUAUGCUCUUACAUACACUGUAUUCCACUUUAUCAAGUGUAUGAGAAUCAAAAACCCUACAGCAUGUUUUAUUUUAGUGCCAAUAAGAGGAGGCCUAAGCUAAGAGGGAGGCAAUAAAUAACUCACUAAUCCUAACCACAGUCCUAUGUACACCAAACUCU